Fusarium graminearum PH-1 is the source of this 1182-nucleotide messenger RNA. RefSeq lists its product as uncharacterized. The record is from RefSeq and is a predicted model, not a curated record. The transcript is spliced from 2 exons. Lineage: Eukaryota; Fungi; Ascomycota; Sordariomycetes; Hypocreales; Nectriaceae. Gene Ontology annotation, molecular function: protein dimerization activity. The coding region runs from base 126 to 1061 and encodes 311 amino acids.
AAGAAACCGAAAGAGCCUCUUCGGGAAGCGUUGUGCCAAAAAAAAACCCUUACGUGAUGACGGGGUUCAAGGACAACCUCGUGCUAGUUCUAGUAUUUGCGGAUAACCGUUAAACAAAAGCCACAAUGAUGAGCUCAAAUUUCCUCGAGACCGCCGGCGACGGAGACGGAGCAGCGCGCUUUGGUCGCAUGCCCGAUGACUGGAUGAAUGGCAUCGAUACUGCCGCCAUGCCCUUCUCCGGCCUGGAUGCUUCAUACGAGGCUUCUACAAACCCUCUUCAGUCUCCAGAGACGCCCAGUCUCGAUAACACCGUCUUCCCCUCCCCCCUGACAGACCUUGCCUACCUUGACCGUUCCUUUGGAGACUUCUCCUCCAACUAUGCCAUCCAUCCUACAACGCCGGGACAGUUUCCCGUCCACCCGCCUCAUCGCACCUCGUCCAACUUCUCUGAAGGCUACGACCUGUCCUCUGCUAGUCCAUCCCUCGGUCCCGUCUGGCCCGCCCACGUCUCGCCGGCGGCGACGUUCCUCCCCACGCCGCCCAUGGCAGACGAGCUAUCGGCCGCCUCGUCCGAGCCCGAGGAAGACAACCAGGAUGAUGAUGACUACGACGAUGACUCGUCGGAGCCCGCGAGCAAGAAGCGCAAGCGUUCCACGGCAUCCAAGAUAACAAAAACAAGGGGUAGCAAAGACGCCCCCAAGCGCAAUCCAACGCAGCUGCGCACCGCUUCUCGUGCUCCCAAGAAGCGUGGCGCUGUAGCUGCUCAGCCCAGACAUCCCAGCGAGACGUCUGAGGAAGUCAAGGCGCGGGCUGCGCACAACCAGGUUGAGCAGCAAUACCGCAAGCGGCUCAAUACUCACUUUGAGCGCCUGCUUGCCGUUUUGCCUCCUCCAGGCACAGAAGGUGGCAUCGCCAAUGACCGCCGAGUGAGUAAAGCCGAAGUGCUUGAUCUUGCACGCGAAAGAAUUCGUGCGCUGGAGAAGCAAACGGCUAGACUCGAGAGAGAAAGGAGGGAGCUCCGAGGAAGAAUUGCUCCAGAUGGAAGACGAGUUUUGGUUUAGUUUAUUUUAGUUAGAUGAUGAGUUGAUUUAUCUUUGGUAUGAUAUGAUUAGGAGUGAGGGACUGGAAAAAGGAGAGGAUAAGGAUUGGGGCGUAUAGGAGGCAAUAGUUAACGGGCAACCA